Messenger RNA from Canis lupus familiaris (dog), 3836 nucleotides. RefSeq names its product zinc finger protein 852 (gene ZNF852). The record is from RefSeq and is a predicted model, not a curated record. Gene Ontology annotation, biological process: regulation of transcription by RNA polymerase II. Lineage: Eukaryota; Metazoa; Chordata; Mammalia; Carnivora; Canidae. The coding region runs from base 268 to 1860 and encodes 530 amino acids. Gene Ontology annotation, molecular function: DNA-binding transcription factor activity; RNA polymerase II cis-regulatory region sequence-specific DNA binding. The transcript is spliced from 4 exons.
AGGCAGAGGGAGAAGCAGGCUCCAUGCACCGGGAGCCCGACGUGGGAUUCGAUCCCGGGUGUCCAGGAUCGCGCCCUGGGCCAAAGGCAGGCGCCAAACCGCUGCGCCACCCACGGAUCCCGAUGGGAAUGUUUUGAAGGGAAACCUCAAUUUGUACCUAGAAAGGAAACCGACAACAGCAUCAAAAAUGGUCCGUGUGCUUCGCAGGUGCCUGCCCUUUCCCAAGCUGGGAAGUCAGGAGACCAGGCAGCAGCAGCUGUGCUUCAGAUGGUCAGGCCCCAGGUGUCUGCAGCGUACGAGUUCCUGUCUGUGGACUAUACUGAGAGGAAGUGGAAAGGUCCGGCAGUCGGUCAGAGAGCCGUGUACCGGAGCAUCAUGCCGGGAAAUUAUUGCAGCGUGGCCUCAUUGGGUGACACUAGGAUGCGGUGUUCAGAGUUGCCUGUGAAGCUGGCAGUUUCUAAGGGACCAGAGUCAUCUGAUGGGACGUCAAGAGGGCUCUGUGCAGUAGUUUCUGGGGAACCAGAGGCAGGAGCUGCCUGUGAAGGUACUUCAGAGAAGCUGGAAGGGCAACCCUCAGAUGAAGAAGGGAGCAGACUGGAAAAUGCUUUCUUCAAAAUAACACAUGAGGACAAAGAUAAAUCCACAAAAGGUGGAUGUGAUGAAUAUAAAGAACUUGGGAAGCAUCCACACCUGUCCCCUAGUGCUGCAGCACAUCAAAGAGUACUGAAGGGACAGAAAUUAUAUCAAUGUGAUGAAUGUGGUAAAGCUUUCAAUUGGAGUUCACACCUCAUUGGGCAUCAGAGAAUCCACACAGGAGAGAAACCCUAUGCAUGUAAUGAAUGUGGUAAGACCUUCAGGCAGACCUCUCAGCUCAUCGUUCAUCUCAGAACCCACACGGGGGAAAAGCCCUAUGAGUGCAGAGUGUGUGGAAAGACUUACCGGCAUAGCUCCCAUCUUAUUCAACACCAGAGACUCCAUAAUGGUGAGAAACCAUAUAAAUGUAAUGAAUGUGCAAAAGCUUUCAAUGAAAGUUCCAAACUUUUUGACCAUCAGAGAACCCAUACUGGGGAGAAACCUUAUGAAUGCAGUGAAUGUGGGGCUGCCUUCAGUCGGAGUAAAAAUCUUGUCCGUCAUCAGGUACUUCACACUGGUAAAAAACCUUACAAGUGUAAUGAAUGUGGGAAAGCUUUCUGUUCUAAUAGAAAUCUUAUUGACCAUCAGAGGAUCCACACUGGGGAGAAACCUUAUGAGUGUAAUGAAUGUGGCAAGGCCUUCAGUCGGAGUAAAUGUCUUAUUCGACAUCAGAGCCUCCACACUGGAGAAAAACCAUACAAAUGUAGUGAGUGUGGGAAAGCCUUCAGUCAGAUCUCUCAACUUGCUGACCAUGAGCGAAUUCAUACUGGAGAAAAACCUUUUGAAUGUAAUGAGUGUGGUAAGGCAUUCAGUCUGAGUAAAUGUCUUAUUCGACACCAGAGACUUCACACAGGUGAAAAGCCAUAUAAAUGCAAGGAGUGUGGAAAAUCCUUCAACCAAAACUCCUACCUCAUUAUACACCAAAGAAUCCACACUGGUGAGAAGCCAUAUGAAUGUAAUGCAUGUGGGAAGGUCUUCAGUCAUAAUUCUAGCCUUAUGGUUCAUCAAAGAACCCAUACUGGGGAGAAACCGUAUAAAUGCAACAAUUGUGUGAAGGCCUUUAGUGACAGCUCUCAGCUCACUGUGCACCAAAGAGUUCACACUGGAGAGAAGCCCUAUGAAUGUAUUGAGUGUGGGAAAGCCUUCAGUCAGCGUUCCACUUUUAAUCACCAUCAGCGAACUCAUGAUGGUGAGAGGCACUCAGCUCUGGCCCACACAGUUUGUUAAGACAUGAUUUUCUAAGACAGAGCAAGAAACUUGAGUUAAACUUUCAUUGUAAGAAAGAUACUCUGAUCUUCUCUUGGAAUCAUUAAUCAAGGAGGUUUAUUCCUUGUAUUCUUUCUGCUGGGUUAUGAAGGUAGGAGAGUCAUAGUGCCAUUUUUCCCUACUAUGAGAGAAGUAAGGACUACACAUUUCGUGUGCUUAUAGGUCCUUCCCCCCCCUACAUUCUUUUCUCCCUCCUUCUCUCCCCCCUUUUCUCCCUCUCUCCUCUCCUCUCUUUUUUUGUUUAAAAUGUGUCUCUGGUUUUAGUUAUGAAUCCCAUAAUCAAAUUGUAUACUUCUCAAGGACAGUGGUUAUAUGCUUCUUUUUUUUUUUUUUUUCCAGGUAAUUCUUUUCUCAGUUGCAUAAAGUCAUUCUCCAAUGCUCUGGUUCCUAUCUUGUGAAUGGCCUUUUAAAAAGUUUCAUUAUAAUCUGGAUCCUCAUCACUUGUAUUUCCUAUCUAGAGAACCUUUUCUUCUUCUUUGCUAAUUUUUGUCCCUCAGACUGUUUAAGAUCCAGCUCAUCUCAGAAAGACUUUUUUCUUAAAAUGCUUUUUCCUUCCUCUUAAACUUCCGUUGACUUGACCUCAAUGCUUCAAAUUAGUCUGUUACAAUUAGUAGUUGUUAUUAAAUUGCAUUGAGAACAGUUGUCAAGGCAUAUGUGUAUACUUCAUCCCAACUUAAUGUAAGCUCUUUGAGUUUUGGUAUGGUAUCUAUGUCUUUUAGCAUAUAGCUAAUAAUUUUCAUAGACUAGUUGUUUAAGUUUUUCAAACUCACUCUCCAACCAUUCUUAAUCUGGGCAUGUACUCCCUUUUGCCACUAGACCUAAAACUUUUAAAAAUGGACACCAUAGGAUACCACAUACAAAGGCCUUGUUCAUGUCUUCUACAUAUGCCUCUGGGAAUAUUAAUUCUGGUACCUCAGCCUCAACUAAUAUUUGUGCUUGAGCAUGCAUCUGUGUGUGAACCUGUAUAUCCAGGAUUUAGAGUCAGCAGUUGUUCCACUGAUAAGUACUUUUACCUGCUUUCUGUGGUUUGAUUCACAGAGACUCUGAUUUCCAUAUCAAGUAGUUCAAUCUUCCUGUAACUGCCAUCUAAUACCAAGUUGAGAGGAGUACAGUUUAUUAUUAUAAUUAUCUUCCAGGCCAUCUUUCAUUCCCCAUAAAGUUAAGAAACAGGAAGUCUUUUCAGAAUCCUAUAGUCAUGUAUGAGACAUUAGCUUAAACACCUCUCUUCCAAUCCUUGCAGGAGCGCCCCAUUGUUGGGAGCCUUUGCCUCUGGUAUCUGCCCCUUUUCUCUUAGCAGGACAGUAGGAUUGACAGUGUAGCAGAGGAGAAGGUUAGAGGUGCAAUGUCAGAUAUGUAAACGUCAGGGGAGAGAUGAUUGUGAGCUCCAAUUUAUGUCUGAGAUAGUGGAGAAGAAAGAGAAGAUAAUUGAGGCUCAAGAAAAUAAGAAUUAGAUGUGAUUUGGGGGGAGGCACCUCAGAAAAGAUUAGGAAGAAUGUGUAUUGGGGAGGUCUAUAAAAACUACUGAAACAAGGACACGACUAGAAAUUUGCCAUUUGUAAAUAAAUGUUUUAAAUUUCUGUUUUCAGAUAUAUUUAUAAGAUCUACAGAUAGGACUUACUUAAAAAUGUUUUAUCUUGGGAGCACCUGUAUUCUGAGAAGGAGCCCAACCCCAUAUUAGCACAUGGACCCAUGCUUCCACUGUGAUUUGCACCUUACUGGUCAGAACCCCUUGCCUAUUGGAUGCUAUAAUUUUACCUUCUGUUUGUUCUUUGCUCAUUGUCCUACCAUUCUGUGUCUGGAGGGGGAAAGCCAGCUCUAUUCAUAAGUAUGUUACCCCUCACCACCAGUCUGGUGUAGGUUUUCAUUAAGAAUGAAUGUCCUAAAAAAAAAAAAAAUGAAUGUCCUUACUUCCUGGAAAAGUAUUCAGGAUCAUGUAU